GUGGGGGGGCGAGACAGCCCAGCGGAUCCUGUGUCCUCAGUUAUAGAUCUGUCCCAGCCAGCUAGCCGGUAAGGUUCGACCCCGCCCCAGUCUCCCUAGGCAGGAAGCGAGUGGGCUGGUGGAUGAAGGCAGGGAAUGAAGAGGAGGCUUUCCGUGAGCUAGCGGUGUAAGCGGGGGGCAAAGAGAGCAGGUAUGGCUCGCUCCAGGCGAAUGGGGAAGGGAUACUGACCAAAGGAAGUGCUGCGGUGGGAGAGGAGGAGGAGGAGGAAUGGGCAAUAGUCUCCGUGGCAAAGGAAGAAGUGGGGAAAGCUAGUAGUGCCGGUGCACGGAGAAGGGUUGCCCCCAAGGAGAAACUUGUGGAAGGGAAUGCUUCGGUAAAAGCGGGAGAGCGACAGGAGAAUGUCAGCCAAGAAAGCGGUGGGUCGGCUGUCGAGAGGCAGCUCUGUCCCACUUGUGGGACUCGGCUGCCGAUGCCAGGCGAUGGAAAAACAGGUCGGUCGUUCUUUGAGGCAAGGAGAGUGUGCGGGUGAAUUACUGGGGAAAGAUUGAGAGAAAGGGGAUGGGGAGACCGCAGUUGGGCCACAGCUUGUGAAGCACAUGCAGAGUUGACAGGGAGGAAGGAGAAGGGCAGGGCUUCCAACCAGCUGGAGAGAGAGAAAAGCAAAGAAACGUCUGUAACCUCUCCCAGCUCGCCCCGUCUCCCUCUACACUCUAGCACGGCAAAAAGAGCAGAGAGCAGCCAAGUGGCUCGAUGCAGCUAUUUGCUUCCUGAUUGUGCUCCACCCCAUAACUCUUUGCUGGCAAAGUUCAAAUCAGCAAGGAGUGGGAUUGCUGACUCAGCUGGAGAUACGCUUUUCCAAUUAGCACCUAACCUGCACAUAAGAAAAAAAAUGGUUACUCUCCUCUGACGGACAGCACCAUGGAGGAACAACAAUAUCACUUUCCAGAACAAAGAAACUCCAGUCUCUGAACAAGGAGAGACUAUUAUUGGCUUCUACCUGCUGGCUUUAGUUUGGAUAUUAAAAGUAAUUCACCUCAUUAAAGCAUCAGUGGCUACAAAGAAAGUUUGAAAUCAGAUAACCCAAUCAACAUCAUGGUGCCAGGAAGACCUUGCUUAAACACCCUCCAGCGAGGCGAGCGAUGCCGGAGUUGAGAAUGGGCAGCAGCAGGCAAUGAGAAGAGGCAGCAGAGAGCACCAAAUAGAGAGCAGAAAGAAGGGGCAGACGUUCAAGCCAGGCGUGCGGGGCCCUAGAAAACGCGGGGCCCGUAACAAAUGCUACAUUUGCUACUAUGUUAAUCCAGCCCUGAGUAUUUUGAAAAACCCAAAUUAAAUCUGAAAUGCUCAGGAUUUAAGACAACACACAGGUCACCUAUAGGAUUGUUUGCAGAAAUGAUGGCACUUCAAGCUGGGUGGCUCUGACCACAAGCCCAAAGCAGCAAAACUUCUCGCCUGGAACCUUUUACACCCUUCUGCCAAGAGGGUUGGAUGUCUUGGUUUGGGAACAGCAUUGUUAUUUUUGUACUAUACAAGCAGCGAGCUGUCCUACAGCCCACUGAUUACCUGACAUUUAAUCUGGCUGUAUCAGAUGCCAGUGUGUCUGUCUUUGGUUACUCCCGGGGGAUAAUUGAAAUAUUCAAUGUAUUUAGAGAUGAUGGAUUCCUUAUCACAUCAAUAUGGACUUGUCAGGUAGAUGGAUUUCUGACACUGCUGUUUGGUCUUGCUAGCAUUAAUACUCUCACAGUGAUUAGUGUGACCCGCUACAUAAAAGGGUGCCAUCCCGAUAGAGGGCAUUGUAUCAGCAAUAGCAGCAUCUCUGUGGCCCUUUUCCUUAUUUGGAUAGCAGCGUUCUUCUGGUCCGUAGCUCCAGUCCUGGGAUGGGGCAGUUACACAGAUCGCAUGUAUGGAACAUGUGAAAUAGACUGGGCAAAAGCCAACUUCUCAACUAUCUACAAGUCUUACAUUGUGUCCAUCUUCAUCUGCUGUUUCUUCCUGCCUGUCUCGGUCAUGGUUUUUUCAUAUGUAUCUAUCAUCAAUACAGUCAAGUCAAGCCACGCACUAUCGGGUGUGGGUGAUCCAACUGAAAGGCAGAGGCGUAUGGAACGAAGUGUCACAAGGGUUUCCAUAGUCAUUUGCACAGCUUUUAUCACCGCAUGGUCUCCAUAUGCCGUCAUAUCAAUGUGGUCCGCCUAUGGUUAUUCUGUGCCCAAUUUAACCAGCAUCCUCGCCAGCCUCUUUGCAAAGUCUGCUAGUUUCUACAACCCCAUCAUCUACUUUGGAAUGAGCUCCAAGUUCCGGAAGGACAUUUUCAUCUUGCUUCACUGUGCCAAAGAAAUCAAGGACCCUGUGAAGCUUAAGAGAUUCAAGAACCUCAAGCAGAAGCAGGAGAACUCACCUUCUCAGAGAGAAGAGAAAUAUGCAGCAGAUGUUCAGCCUGCUCUAAGUCCAGAUUCUGGAGUGGGGAGUCGUUCUAAUACCCCUCCUCCUGUAAACAGGGAGGUAUAUUUUGGUGCUUUUGAUAGCCCAUCCAACAAUCCUGACAUUGAAUGUGACAGACUGUGAACACUCAGGCUGUUCAUGAUGUACAGCCUGGGAAUGUAACCAAAAGCAUUCUACUUCCUUCCUUUACCUCUGUCCUUUCCUUUAGCAGUGAUGACAUGCCAGUUCAACUUGGAGUGAAGCAGGAAACAUAAAACCAAAACUAAAACCAUAUGCAGUAUAUAUAGGAGGGUUAAAAAAUUGCUGUGAAGCAGAUUACACAUAAAGGAACGCAAGAAGUCUUGUGUGAGCAGGGAUUCAUUUCCCCUCUACAAUGUUAAAACCUCCUGAAGCCUUUGGAGUCAGGUGGUAUAUAAAUUAAUUAAAUAAAAUUGCAAGUGAAAGAUGUUUUUCUAGAAAAUGUGUCCACUGGCAUGUGAAAAAUCAUUAAUAUUUUCUCCACCUACUUACUACAAUUACAUGUUAUAUAUUUCUCUGCCAUUUUUAUUCCUCUUUCAGAAUUCUGGCUUUGUCCCUGCUCUCACAAGAGAAAGGCACCUUUGGCCAAUCGUACUGGAGUGCUGUCCCACAUUCAGCCACCAGAGGGUGGACAAUAGCUAACAUACUCCCUAUGGGAGACUAAACAUUUUACAUGCCCAGUGCUAAACAGAGCUGGAACCCUAAUGCUUGUUUGACAGACGGUUUUGAUUUUAUGACCAAUAAAAUGUUAAGGGCUUAGAAUGGUAAAAUGUUGAAACAAUUCCUUAUCUUAACUACAGUAUAUAGGCACUACCAUGCCUGUAUAAGCUGAGAGUGUCUCAGGCUAUUGAACCUGCAGUCUUGAUUCAUGAAUUGUAGUUGAGACAUGGAAUGUACCCUUAGCCAGUUUGGUAACACAACUUCCCCAUAUGGUUUUUACUGUAAUAGACAUACCUGACACUGACUAAUAGACACCAGUCACUAUUGCUAAUAGUGCCGGCCUUAGCCAUUUUUGCACCUGAAGUGUGGAGUCAAAACCUUGACAUGUUCCUCCUGCUCAUUUUUAAGGACUGUCACAGAUCCCACUGUGCUGCCACCACAUGUCACAGCCCAGUCUCAAAACAGCCCCGUGAUCUUCUGCUUCACAGCUACCACCAAGUAGACUUUUGUAUUUUAUUUUUCCUGGCUGGGACUACUAAAACAGCCUUCCAAACCUCUGUCUUAUUCAAAGAUAGGUAGGGUGGAAAGUCUUCUUAGCAUGGGAUGAAGAAACAGAGAGCAGCUGCCCAGAGACGUAAGUUUGGGCGGGGUAUAAAUCUGAUAGAUAGAUAGAUAGAUAGAUAGAUAGAUAGAUAGAUAGAUAUUUUUAACUUCAAAACAAGAAAACUUUUCUUUAAAAUAUUUCAAUUCAAAACAAUAUUUCUUUUGGAAAUUUUCAUACAAAACAGCAACCAUAAGAGCACAAGGACAAAAUUAAAUAGGAGCAAAAUGUAUCCAAUCUAUCCUGCACUAAUACUGGGGCCCCACUCAAAGUGCUUACCAAGAAUCCUCUUGUAGUCACUCCUGGUCAGCUUCUGCAGCAAGCCUGGCUUGUCCCUUGCUCAGUCUCAGGUCCUGCUCUUCCUUCUCAGUUCUGGGGGUUCAAUCCCAGAGGACUGUUUCUUCAGCUUCUUUAGGAGUGAUUCAUUCUGCCACUCUCCCAGUGAUUUCUCAGCUCUCUCUUCAGCACAUACUAACCAGCUCUUUCAGUUGGACUCUUCAGCUCCCCAGCUUGGACUCUCUUCAACUCUCCAGCUUGCACUAAAAUUCUGCUGAAGGCAACCUUCUUAUAUUCUCUUUUUUCCUCCAUUUCUUUCAAACAAACCAAUCAAUACAACAUAACAACUUUGGGUAUAUUUUAAAACACUCCCAAUCAAAUCAAACCCUCUCUUCCUUCCAAAAUUAAACCAGUACAAUUCUUCUCCCUCCAAAACCAAACUAGAACAGGAGCUGUGAACUUUUAACCCCUGCACAGCUUUUUAACAUAGGGAGUAAGCAAAGCAAUUGCAAUACAGCAAUCUUAUAUACAAAAAGAGGAAGUUCAGGCAUCAUUUCUUCACAAGGGUAUAUAAAGAUGGCCACUGAAGCCAGGAAAAUUGUAUCCUCUCUGGAAUCUGCUUUCAAAAGCAACUUCUUAAUAUCAAAACUGGUUUUCGGGAUGGUAAUAGAUAAUUUUAUUGUUUACUUGUAAAUAUUCUCCAGCAAAGCAAGACAUUCAUAUGUGAGAAGCUGGACUAUUUAUUAAUAUUGUUUACACAGGAUAGGUGUUAUUGACUAGUUUGUUUUAUCCAGACAUCGAGAGAAAUAAUAAAUAAAUAAGAUGGAUCCUUGUCCCCAAAGGGCUUACCGUCUAAAAGAAACAUAAGAUAGACACCAGCAACAGUCACUGGACGUACUGUGCUGGGCGUGGAUAGGGCCGGUUACUCUCCCCCUGCUAAAUAAAGAGAGUCACCACAUUAAAAGGUGCCUCUUUGCCAAGUUAGCACGAGUUGUUUAUCCAGCUAAAAAAAGAAUGUUGCAUAUGUGGGGGGGGGGAGGGUUGACUGACAAAACUAUAAAAAUAAAAGACAUGCUUUGAAAUUAUUGUUAAAUAAACACUUUAACUGGUGAGUUCAUAUUCCUGCAUAAAGGUGCUAAAAAUAAGUAGUUAUUAAUAACUGUAGUUGUUAGUAAGUCUGGGGUACCCAACCUGUUUGAACUAGAGGCUCUGUGAUUUAAACCAGAGCAGUUUACAUGCCUUCUGCCUGAAAUCCCUUAACAUGCCAGGGAUCAAACCCUGAACCUGAAGUCAUAAUACAAGCACCAGAAAAGUCAUGCAAUUUCCUAUAGCAUGUCUGCUACAUCGGGGUGGCGAUUAGGUAGCUCCUAGGCUUAUUUGAAGUAGCUCUCCAAGUGUUUGGUCUUGCUUCUCCCUUCCCUUCCUGCCAAUAUUGCAAAUCUGAUUAGCUAGCUGAGUGAGGGCUUAGUCUGACAUUUUUAAUCUCUCUCUUUUUGGUUGCUUGGGAUUGGUUUUACUGUAUCUAUCAAUUUCUCUCCAGUUUCUUCCCUUACAAAGCAGUUGCUCUUGCUCCCUUUCUGUGUUGCAGCAAAAUUAUCCUAGAAUUCAGGAGCUUUGAUGUUAAAACCCUUUAUUCGAUUGAUUUUUUUCUAUAAGCUGCCAUUUUGCAACUGGCUCUGCCUCUCCAAGCCACCAUUUUGUGAUUGGCUUCACCUCCCCAAGCUGCUAUUUCAUGGUGGUAGCUCCCAAGGCUCUGGAAGAAAUAAGAAAAGGUAGCUCCUGGAAGCCUUAAGUCUGCAUACCCCCGAUAUACCCCUGACAUGAUAUAAAUUUUGAGCAUGGAUCUGAUACUCCCCACUUCCUCCUUACUACUUUUUCAUACUAAAGACUACAAUGAGCAUAGAACGGUAUCAAAGAAUGGGCAUAUGUGGAAAUACUUGUGUUAUGACAUACUCUUUGUUUGCAUGGUAUUUAAGAAAUAGCAUUUGUACCUUUCACCAUUACAUGAAGAAAAACAUGAACAUUUUGAAAACCUAUGGAAUUUUACACUUUCCAGUGUUGGGGGGUGGAGGGCAGGGAAGGCAAUCUAAUAUGUUUUUUUGCAAAAACUGCAUUUUUCUAUUUGUGUUCCUUGGGAUCGUUACAAAAAAGCCCACCUUCCUUUCCUCCCUCAGUAUAUUUGUUUUGAGAUUAUCAUCUCUAAUUUCAAUUUAAAACAAAUAAACUUUGUAAGCAA
Messenger RNA from Hemicordylus capensis (graceful crag lizard), 6228 nucleotides. RefSeq names its product opsin-5-like. Lineage: Eukaryota; Metazoa; Chordata; Lepidosauria; Squamata; Cordylidae. Gene Ontology annotation, biological process: G protein-coupled receptor signaling pathway. Gene Ontology annotation, molecular function: G protein-coupled receptor activity. Gene Ontology annotation, cellular component: membrane. The record is from RefSeq and is a predicted model, not a curated record. The coding region runs from base 1487 to 2560 and encodes 357 amino acids. The transcript is spliced from 9 exons.